GAAUUGUAUCUGAUUGAUAGCCGAAGUGGUAAUGGCUGCCAAGGACGAGUAUCGAAUAUUUGUUGGAGGACUCUCAUGGAACAUCUCGGAGCGUCAGCUCGAAAAUGCUUUCAAUCGGUUCGGCAAAAUUCUUGAAACUCAGAAUAUGGUUCAGGGAGUCAGCUUAAAGCUGAAUACAUGGAUCUGUUCGUACAUUUUCUGCUGAAUUCUUUCAUAAAAUAGAAGAAAUGGUGUUAGUAGACAAGAAAUCUUAUCCAUCAGUAUACAUACAUUGGAAGAAAUUGGUUGGAAACUGAUAGUACUCUGUUUGAAAAGCGUUUUCAUAAUAAUGUUUCAGAAAUUAUACUCGGUGCCUUCUCUUAGGAUAUCUGGUGCAAUGUUUCUUCUGGGGAUGAGAAACCAUCCUUGGCACAAAUUUCAAAAAAUGACCAAGAUUCUUCACUCUCUAAACUUAAAUUUUAGUGUUCACAAAACAGUUUGUUGAUGUAGUUUCCUACUCAUCAGAGUAUAGGAGUAGGCAGUACUUGUAUUUCAUGGAGAUGCAUCUGAGUGGUAUUUUCCUGGACAUGUUGCUGCAUUUUUCGUUAGCACACCUCAAUUCCCUGACAAUCCAGAGAUUAAAAUGGGUAUAAGUUGUAUUGAGCAGAUGCUUCUUCUAGAACUCUAAGUUUCAGAACUUUUUUUAAUUUACACCAGGCCUUCUUCUCAAGACAUUUUGCAAAGUUGUCCAUACCUGAUGUCUGCUCCCUUCAGAUUGAAGAGCAUUCAAGACAUAUUUAACCUCACUUUUGUUGCCUAAUGCAUCUACAGAGUUUGGUUAUUUUCUUGCUCUGUCAUUGUAAAUAGUGAGUAAAUGCAUUCAAGCAGGAAUACAUUAUCACCUGCCUUGCUGUUGGCAUACUGUCUAAGGCUUCUGUUUGGCAUUUGUCCGUAGAUUUGGAACUUAUUGUAACCAAAUUAGGAUUUACGGUUCUAGACUUCUAGUGCUCCCGUAUGCUCAAGAUUUCUUUUGGGUGCUUGGCCGUGGAAGGCAAGCUAUUGCUGAAACAUUAGAAUUAGUUCACACGAGAAAAUUUGAGACACUGUACUGAACUUAGUUUUAGUUGUCAGCACCAGCUUGUUCUGUUUUAGAUGACAAGACUUUGCUGUAAAUUGAAUUAAACUGUUGAGACGUGACACCAGAAUGCAGAAGAAUCUGAAUUAGGACUUUGCUAUCCUGGUUGCUCAGUGGCUUCAACAUCGAUUUGGGUGGUAGCGUAGUGCCGAGAAACAUUAUGGCAAGAAAUUAUAUCGCCCCAAGAUUUUUUCUUCUCAAUUUUCUCAUGUACUGAGUCCUGGACUCUAGAGUGAUUGAUUUAUCUGACUGGGUUAUGAAUAAUGGAAUAUAGUCUGAAUGCUGCAAUGAAUUAAGGCUGUGCGAUGGUGGUGGAGUAAUUUCAGUUAUCAGUAAAAGUGUUGCCUUGGAUGAUCUUCUCAGUGGGAGACAUUCUUUUUAGCUUUAAGAGCUUAAGAUCCUGACUUUUUGAUGGGACAUUUCCUAGUUUGCACCCAAAGAGGUUGUGGAUCUCGAGGUCAAAGUUGUUCUUUAAAUGGUAGAUUUUGAAGUGUUGAAGGUAACUUGUGUAACAAGGUUCAAGUUGUUGGACACGUUGCAGGACUUUGAAGGGAAAUUGAAAUCCUUUCAAGUAUAUCAUUUAACUUCUCCUUAAUGAUUUGCUUGGAAGGGAAAGUAAGCCGUCAGAAAUUUUAAUUGUUUUCAAUAAACUAUAUUCCUUGCAUUAAUUAUAAAAGCAUUUUCAGUCUGUUGGACUUGUACUAUGAACUAAUUUAAUACUGAUUCAUCUGUAAUAAUGGAAAUUCGUUGGAUGAGCUUCUCUUGUAAUGUUUAUGUAGAUCAUGUUAGAACGAGAUACAGGUCGUCCUCGUGGGUUUGGUUUUAUUACCUUUGCAGACCGUCGAGGGAUGGAUGAUGCAAUCAGAGAGAUGCAUGGGCAGGAGUUUGGUGAGCGGAUUAUCUCAGUAAAUAAGGCUGAACCUAAGAUGGAGGGAGAUGAUGCCGAGCCAGGCUUCAGGGGAGGAGGCUAUUCAUCUGGUGGUAGGGCUAGUUUCGGGAGAGGAGAUAGAUCUGUGGGGCAAGAUGAAUGCUUCAAGUGUGGACGCCCAGGGCAUUGGGCAAGGGACUGUCCUUCAGUCAGUGGUGGACGUGGUAGAGGUAGAAGUUCAUUUUCAUCACGUUCUCGAUUUGAUAGUGAUGGUCGUGGGGAUCGUUUUGGAGGAGAUCGUGACCGAUAUGUGGACGACCGUUAUAAUGGAGGGCGAUAUGGUGAUAGAGAUCGUUUUGAUCGUAGAGAUGACAAGUAUGGAAGUCGAGACCGCUAUUUUGACGACAGGUACCCAUCUGCUGGAGAUCGCUUUGCAGGUGGUGAUAGGUAUGAUGUUAGUGAUCGUUAUCCUCAAAAUGGCUAUGUCAAAGACCGCGGCUACGAUAGGGAUAUUGGUCCUAGGAGUGGCAGUGAUAGAUAUGGUAGCGGAGGUCCUGGCCGUCAUGAGGGAAGAAGUUAUAGAGAUAGGACAGGCCCUUAUGACCGCCCGAGCAGGGGAGGACGGCCAUCUUCCUAUGACCGCUAUUAAAAUUCAAAUGUAACGUAAUAUCGGUAGCUGUUUGUCUCAAUUGCAAAUCAUUCUAGCUAGGAUGUGCACUUGCAAUGAACUGGCAGUCUUUAUGCAACCCCA
Benincasa hispida (wax gourd) is the source of this 2733-nucleotide messenger RNA. RefSeq names its product RNA-binding (RRM/RBD/RNP motifs) family protein with retrovirus zinc finger-like domain-containing protein (gene ATRZ-1C). NCBI's taxonomy places the organism in Eukaryota, Viridiplantae, Streptophyta, Magnoliopsida, Cucurbitales, Cucurbitaceae. The record is from RefSeq and is a predicted model, not a curated record. Gene Ontology annotation, cellular component: nucleus. Gene Ontology annotation, molecular function: mRNA binding; zinc ion binding.